Molecule: messenger RNA, 2111 nt
Organism: Lineus longissimus
Lineage: Eukaryota; Metazoa; Nemertea; Pilidiophora; Heteronemertea; Lineidae
Product: radial spoke head 1 homolog
Exons: 7
Coding region: 99-1109 (336 amino acids)
Biological process (GO): axoneme assembly; spermatid development
Cellular component (GO): nucleus; cytosol; motile cilium
Source: RefSeq, a predicted model, not a curated record
UGUUGUGUCACCAUUUUGCAUUGUUUUGCACAGCGAACACUCAAGUCUAAACGACCCGCUCUGUUAUUUCCCGUAUUUCAAUCGAAAAGGCUGCCAAAAUGUCCGAUAUCGGUUCUGAUGAAUUCGAAGAAGAGCAGGGGCCAUACUUAGGAGAGUACGAAGGUGAAAGGAAUGAACGCGAUGAACGCCAUGGUUACGGUAAAGCCACACUCCCAAAUGGUGACACAUAUGAAGGUCUUUAUGAAAAUGGAAAGAGAAAUGGACAAGGAACUUACAGAUUCAAAAAUGGAGCUCGGUACAUAGGGGAAUAUACAAAAAAUAAGAAGCAUGGCCAGGGCUUAUUCAUCUACCCAGAUGGAUCAAAAUACGAGGGAAGCUGGGUGGAUGACCAGAGGUGUGGCAGCGGUAAAUACUACUACGUCAACGGUGACGUUUAUGACGGAGAAUGGCAGAACCACGUCCGAAACGGCCAGGGAAUGUAUUUCUACGCCGAGACGGGGACAAAGUACGUCGGAACGUGGAAGGAGGGCCGACGGGAAGGAGCUGGUGAACUCAUCCACGCCAACCACAAAUAUGUCGGUUCCUUCAAGGAAGACAGGAUGGAGGGCAAAGGCAAAUACGUAUUUGAUAUUGGUUGUCAGCAGCAUGGAGAAUAUAUCCCAGUUGAACAGCCUCAUGACGACAAGGCUGACGAAGAAGAACAAGCCACUGUCGUCAUCCCAAAAUGGAAGGCGGGAAAAGUAUCCGAGAUCACAGUCGAUGAGCCAGAGCCAGAGGAGGUGGCCGCAGUUGGUUCACCGAUACCCGAGGGUGAGGAGGGGCCUGCUGGGUCCCCUGCUGGUGAAGAGGCCCAGGAAGGUGAGCCACCUGCUGGGACGCCGCCGGCUGAGGGUGAACAAGCCGAAAAACCAACAACACCAGCUGAAGAACAAGCAGAGGGGGGAGAACCACCUUCACAAGAGCCAGCAGAGGGAGGUGAACAGGAACAGCCUGUAGCAGAGGUGGAGGAGACUCAAGGGGAGGCACCUGCCGAGGAUGCCCCUGUGGAGGAGGGUGGCGAGGUGCCACCUGCAGGGGACGUGGACACAGGAGAUCAGGAGGAGAGUUAGACAUCAGUGCACAAAAACAUUUUUAAAGACAAUUUUUAUCGAUGGAAAAACCUUGCUUUUCUGGUUUUUCUUGGCAACAAGAUCGCUGUGGUUGGUUUGCAGAAACUUUCUACUGUUCAUGGAAAGAAGUCGCGUUUGUAAAACCAAUAUGGAUUCAAAAUAGUCAACUGGUUGUCAAACCUUAGUAUUCUCAGAAGUGUGUAGUGUUGAGAAAGAGAAUGGCAUAGGCUGACAUCGUAGCAACCUCUCACCUUCAUCUUGUUGCCAAGUUUCAGUGGAAUAAACAAGGUUUUUUUCAUCGACUGACAAAAUGGACUUCUAUAAAAGGCACUUACGAAAUGGAUAUCAUACACCGCGGAACUUCUAAUGGCAUCUUGUGGCAUUCUACUAACGACGGCUGAAGCUGUACCUCACUCGUAUGUUAAUUGCUCCCACGGCAAAUUAUCAGGGUUUUAGUAUUUUUAUAAGACAUCAUCGCAUAAUUCUGGAGUAAGUUAUGUCCUGUCCUUCCACAUGUACUUAUUAAGGCCAGUUAGGUCUAUCAGUCAUCAAUGUAUUGUUAUGUGAUUGUUGUCGUUUUAUUUGUACUAUUUUUCAGUGUAGCAAUAACUCAACCACAUCCAAUCACAAAGUUGUAAUAUUCAGUUAUUGCAGUCAUGAUUUUGUGGUGAAAAUUCAAAGUUUCAAAAUACACCAUCAUUUUGAGAUUGACAGAUGGCUUGGUUACUCCUAGCCCUAUCAUGAACUCGUAAACAAACUUCUUGUUUAUUUUAGUUGCAAAAAUGAAUAAAUCCAACAACACUGAUUUUGUGUGUCAAUAGAAGUACCGCUCAGGACCUUCCUCAUCAGUUUCCACUUUCUCUGCUCCAAGUAUGUAAAUAAUUAUCGAGAUUAUCUAAUUUAUUGAGUACAAUUUGACUCCAUGACUCCAGUUGACUGCAUGUUUGUUGAAUGUCCAUUUUGUAUAUUAUUCCACAUAAUAAAGUAUUCGUUUAAAAACUA